CAGUUGGAUGACUGGUGUGGCAGGGAGGACAGAGAGAGGAGAGCAAAAGAGAAAAUAGAAACUGUAAGAGCAACUAAGCUAGAUUAAGGGAGGAUAUAUUUAUGUUAAAUAGACAGGUCAAGGAAAGAGAAAGUGAAAAUUGUGGACAAGGUGAGUUGUGUGGACAAAGGAUGUACAGAGACAGUUUGACCGAGUGAAAUGGAAUCGAAGAGACAGAGACAAACUUGGGAUUAUCAGUAACGGAUCAUUAGAAGUGGAGUUUCUCCAACAUGGACUAAACUGGGAGUCUGAACACGUACAUACACACGCAUAGGCCCACACAGGCACGCACGCACGCACGCACACACACACACACACACACACACAAACACACACACACACACACAUUCACAUUUGAUUUCCUGUUGUGAGCCAUCUUGGCAGUGGACAGGUGACAGUAUGCAGGAGUCUCCAGGUGCCAUGGGUGUAGAUGGCAGCUACGCCAGCAAUGUUCCAGCCUUUCUCACUAAGCUGUGGACCCUGGUGGAGGAUCCAGAUACCAACCACCUCAUUUGCUGGAGCGCUUCUGGGACAAGUUUCCAUGUGUUUGACCAGGGACGCUUUGCCAAGGAAGUUCUGCCAAAGUACUUUAAACACAAUAAUAUGGCGAGCUUUGUUCGACAGCUCAACAUGUAUGGUUUCCGUAAGGUGGUGAACAUUGAGCAGAGCGGUCUGGUGAAGCCUGAGAGAGACGAUACAGAGUUCCAACAUCUGUACUUCCUCCAGGGACAUGAACACAUGCUGGAACACAUUAAGAGGAAGGUAUCCAUAGUGAAGAGUGAGGAGACCAAAGUUCGCCAGGAGGAUCUCAGUAAACUGCUGUAUGAGGUCCAACUUCUCAGAACACAACAGGACAACAUGGAGUGUCAAAUGCAGGACAUGAAACAGCAGAAUGAAGUGCUGUGGAGAGAGGUGGUCUCACUGAGACAGAAUCACACACAGCAACAGAAAGUCAUGAACAAACUGAUUCAGUUUCUGUUCAGCCAGAUGCAGUCCAACCCACCCAGCACUGUGGGCCUAAAGAGAAAGCUUCCCUUAAUGUUGGACGAUGGCUCUCCCAGCCCUCCUGCCUCCAAGUUCAGCCAUAGUCAUCCAAUGGAGCCCCUGCAUGAACCCUUCUACAUCCAGUCGCCUUCCAGUGACACCGCUUCUUGCUCUACUAGUGGGCUCACAGGAGGACCAAUUAUAUCAGAUGUUACUGACAUGUCUCAGGCCAGUAUGGCCCUCCAGAUGCAGCCUGAUGAGACUAGGGAGAAGUGCAUGAUGCUAAUCAAAGAAGAGCCAGUAAGUCCAGGAGUGAGAGGAGGAGGGAAAGGAGGCAGCUUAGGGGGAGGAGAGGCUGUAGCAUUGACCUCCUCCUGUGAAGUGUGCUCUUCAGAACCGCCUGUUCUCCCCGUCGCUAUGGUCCAGUCUGUUCUGGAGGGGAGGGGCUCUGUGGCUUCUAUGAUGGAGAAGAGGAGCAAGAGACCUGCCCUAGACAGAGUUGAAGUUCCAGAUGCAGUGGAGAAUGUGGACAUGAGCCUGGAGGAGCUGCAGCAGCUGUUGCUCAGGAGCCAUCAGCAGAGUACUGUGGAAGCUGGGACCAGCGCGGUUAUGGAUCCCUUUAGUUUAAGCCUGCCUCUGACUGAGUGGAACUUUACUGAGAUGGAGUCCAACCUCAAAUCAUACAUGUUCCAGAACCAGGAAGCGGAGGCUUUUCCAGCUCCUGGCUGUGAGGAACAGUGAUCGAUCUCGAUGGUCUUUUCUGAAGGGUCAGGCCACAGAAGCUACUGUCCUCCUCAUUAUCAUCUGCAUGGGUUUGAGCCCACGGCCCUGCCAGGCUGUUUCUUACACGUGGCUUUACUUUCUUUCUUUUCCAUUCACAUACCUACAAAAUGCAGCAUGUAUUUUUAUACUUCCUGUCCAGCUGACUGCCAUUGGGCCUUUCAGCCACUGGCUCUGUUGGCAUCACUGCUGUCAGCAUGAGGAAAGACACUGCUCCAAGUUUUAAAUAGUGACCCAAACAAACCAGUGUGUUUUCACAUAUUAAAAUCGAAUAUAAAAUAUAAAAGCCAGCUGGAUGCAGACGGUGCAUUCUUGGCUCCAGCACUUUAGUCUUUGUUUGAGAGGGAGUUUCUGCUUGUGGAAGUGACGUUUUCCUCCUCUACUGUAUGAAGAAUCGAUUACAGCUGUACAAAUGAAUAUUUUUAUUAUUUUAUCCUUAUUACAAAAAAUACUGUAUUUGUAAGUGAAACCUAUCUUGGGGGGCAAUGUAACAUACUGUAUAUUACAAGUUAUGUGCUUUUUUUUCAGUCUGUGUAAGAGGUUUGAAAAUGUAAGUGCUCCUUAUAUAUUUUAUGCAUUUCAAAUCCCGAUAAAUGUGUUAAGAUAGAUCAGAGGUGAGUUAGCCUUCCGUGAUAUGAAAGGUUCUUCUAGUACAAAAAAUAUGGAUUCCAGCCAGUCUAAAAUCUGUUAAAGGUUUUUAAAACAUAUCACGAAAGGAGGUUUUACACACUGAAGAACCCAUCUAAUGUAUCUUUGCACAGGCCUGACAUGUAGCUAGAGACAUAGAGUUACUUCUCUUCUGUCCAUUUAAAUGUGAAGUUUAAAGGAAAUAUUAAAAGAUCGACUUCUCAUUUGACAAAACCAUGAACACCACUGCAUUUUUGCACAAUCUGUAUCACUAUAGUUAUGACAACAGGUCAUAUAUUUUCUGUUUGUAGAUGACCAACACUUUGUUGCUCUACACAUGCAUGUCUAAAAGAGAUACUGGCCUCAAUAACAGGGUUUUCCAAAACUCAAAAGCAAAAUUAAGACUUGGAAACAUAAAGUCUCUGAAUGCUACUCCUGUUUGGAUUUGGAAACAAAGGCCACACGUUGAGUUAAGACUUGAGUGUGCAUGGAACAUAGAAAACCCUGAUAGAAAGUCAAGACAGUGGGAUGCUACUUUUGAUACUCUGUAAAGCAGAACGAGAAAUAAAAAAAGAAUACUCAACUGUCCAGGAGCCAGUCCGUUAAAAGAUUACAUAUGGUUGACUGGUUUAAUUAAAUGUAUGGUGAGGUGGUUACUUGAGAAUUAAAUCUGUUAUAGAACCAUGAAGAAAUGCAUAUGAAUUAUUCUGGAUUGCUAAAGAUGAUCAAUAAUCAUUUGAUGUAAAAUAUUAGUCCUCAGCACUGGUUGCAGGCAACAGUUUAAAGGUUAACUUGAUGCUAAAAAUUCUUUUGGAAAAACUUCCUGGAGAUGAGUUGAAUUGUGCAAUACUGUACAGAACUGUGAGAACUCACACAAUUGCAAUACAUGGAUGACCAUAGGAAUGUAGGAAACAGCAACUGUGAGUAUUAAUGGGUAAUGUUAGCCUGUGAGUCUUAAAGCCCUGCUAGCGUUUAACACUGAGUUGGACAACAUUUUUAACCUGUAUUUUUAGUUUUGGGAAGGAGAUCGUCAGCUACAACUUAGCCUCGGGCAGUGCUACGAUGGCUCCGUAGCUACACGUCGCAGCUACACGUCGUAGCUACACGUUGCAGCUACACGUCGCAGCUACACGUCGCAGCUACACGUCGUAGCUACAUGCAGGACUAUAAAUCCAGGUUUGAAUAAGAUUUGAACUAACUGAAUGAGCAGCCGACCAGCAUCUUUAACGUCAGAGCUAUACGCUGCUGCUAGCAAGGCUAAAAAUCGGGGUAGCAAUUUGCAUUAGCUUUUUGAAAAGAGCAUUGCAUUUUCUCGAUAAUGUUUUCAAUCUGUUGUGUACUACUACUACUACUACUACUUAUCACUAUGAGUCAAAUUACUAUACUUUUAUAAUUAUAAAUACAAAAACUGCUUACAUCCUAACUUUGGACACAUGUUUGAUGGAGUUUGAUUUUGAAAAAGUUAGAAAAGAAUUUCCCAACAGACGCGAUAUUGAGGGUUUCAAAAUGCGCUGAGAAAAACUAACUCAGAGCCAUUUUCAUAUUGUGUAUCUUUAUCGAGACCUAUUGGAUUUGCCAAAUGAAAAAGCUAAUGCCAACUGCCUCCAGCAAGUUAUAAUUUUUGUGGCAGACCCUCCUUCUCUGUGCAUAGAAAAAAAAAACUGUGGUGUAUUACAAGUGAACUUGCACUAAAUAUCACAGUUGUAAGAUAUUUGAGAGUAUACAGUACAUUUUACACACAGCAUUUAUUCUUGUUCCUCAUGAUAAUAUGAGUGUUAAUGAUUUUUUCCAGGAGUGAUGAAUACAUACAUUCAGUUGCUGUUGUGUUCUUAAUUUAUUCUGUUUCCAUUUUAAUAAUUUGCACUGGAAAUGAAUGGAUGUGUGUUCAAAUUACAUUUAUUAUGCUUGUCAGGACUGCAUAUAGAUAAGGAAGUGUUUGUGUUAAAUGAGUGAAAAGCUCUGCUGUAUCAAAGUGUGGCAUCCGAAAAGUACCUGCACUAUCAACAAACAACCAUACAUUAGUGUAUUAAUACAUAUGACACAUUAUCAAAACAUAGACUACAAAACCCUUUCUUAUUACAACAAAGUACAGUUGCUCAAAAUAACGACACUAAAUCAUAGUUGCUUUUGAAAGUGGGCCACAGCCUACUAAAAAUGUGAAUUGUUUUAAAUGGUUUUUGCAAAGACUAAAGUGUAUUGUUACAGAGAGUCAAAGAAACUGAACAUGUAUUCCACCUGUUUAUGAAAUAUUUAAGUUGUUAAUAAAAAUAAAAGCAAAAAAAUACUAAAA
Molecule: messenger RNA, 4720 nt
Organism: Etheostoma cragini (Arkansas darter)
Lineage: Eukaryota; Metazoa; Chordata; Actinopteri; Perciformes; Percidae
Gene: hsf4
Product: heat shock transcription factor 4
Exons: 13
Coding region: 439-1764 (441 amino acids)
Biological process (GO): regulation of DNA-templated transcription
Molecular function (GO): sequence-specific DNA binding; DNA-binding transcription factor activity
Source: RefSeq, a predicted model, not a curated record